CAGGUAACUAGCCAAGAGUGUGUGGUGGCCUCUGUAUAAAGCAGCUCUUGAGUCUGUGCUGGGAUUUGUGUAGGUUGUUCCUUUGCCAUAGGAAAGAUGCAUCAUUAUUAGAUGCCAGACCAGUUGUCAUCUGUGCUAAGCUGCAACCAAAAUGGCUAAGUACAGGCUUGUUCUCUUAAGACAUGGGGAAGGAGCCUGGAACAAGGAGAAUCGCUUCUGCAGCUGGGUGGACCAGAAGCUGAGCAGUGAUGGGAUAAAGGAAGCUCAGAACUGUGGCAAACACCUUAAAGCACUGGGCUUUGAGUUUGACCUCGUCUUCACCUCUGUACUCAGCCGCUCCAUUCAGACUGCGUGGCUUAUCCUGGAAGAGAUGGGCCAAGAGUGGGUUCCCAUUCAGAGUUCCUGGCGACUGAAUGAACGUCACUAUGGUGCACUGAUUGGUCUCAACAGAGCAGAAAUGGCUCUGAAUCAUGGGGAGGAGCAAGUGAAAAUAUGGAGGAGAAGCUAUGAUGUUACCCCACCUCCCAUAACUGAAUCUCAUCCUUACUAUGAAGAGAUAUACAAUGAUCGCCGGUAUAAAUGCAGUGAUGUCUCUCAGGAUAAUCUCCCAAGGGCUGAAAGUCUAAAAGAUGUGCUUGAUAGACUCCUUCCUUAUUGGAAUGAAAAGAUAGUGCCAGAACUGAAAAGUGGCAAAAUGAUCCUUAUAUCUGCUCAUGGUAACAGCAGCAGGGCAUUGCUCAAGCAUGUGGAAGGCAUCUCCGAUGAGGACAUCAUCAAUGUUACUCUCCCCACUGGUGUGCCCAUACUUCUUGAACUUGAUGAGAAUCUGCACCCUCUGGGCCCUCACCAGUUUCUGGGUGAUCAAGAAGCUAUCCAAGCUGCCAUCAAAAAAGUGGAAGAUCAAGGGAAAGUAAAAUCUGCUGAGAAGUAAAAUCCCACUAACACAGCUGUUUUCAAAGUGUGGUAAUAAGUGAUGAUUUAUGUAUGACUGCUAGGUUGCACUCUGUGAAAGUCUCAAUUUCAAGCACUAAAUAAUUGGAAGGGACAGUUGUUGAGUCUCGCGUUGGUAGAUUGACCCUCUGCCUUUCAAAAACUGGAAUUUGAAUCUCAGCAUGAG
Molecule: messenger RNA, 1117 nt
Organism: Fulmarus glacialis (Northern fulmar)
Lineage: Eukaryota; Metazoa; Chordata; Aves; Procellariiformes; Procellariidae
Gene: BPGM
Product: 2,3-bisphosphoglycerate mutase
Exons: 3
Coding region: 152-931 (259 amino acids)
Biological process (GO): glycolytic process
Molecular function (GO): intramolecular phosphotransferase activity
Source: RefSeq, a predicted model, not a curated record